CUGUGUCGUUGCAAGUUGCACUCGUGGUCGUGGCGCGUGCAUUCCGCGUAGGCACAUUCUCCGACACCGUUUACCGUAGGCCUUGGGAGAAAUGUGCCCUCCUAGCGGACCAUUUUACCGGGUAGCGGGCAUGUCCUACGUGCGGUACGCCAACCUAUGCGCGGACUACCUCCGGGCUGUGAUGAAGGAGCCAUUUAAGAGCAAGGCGCUCCAACGUGAGACCGUAUACUUCCGUUCUUCGCCGAUUGCAGAUGGCAAGCAGGGCGCCUCAAACGUUGUGGAUGCCAAGGGUAUGCCCAAGCCCACCAGCUCGUAAGCCUGGCUCUCUGGGAUCGCUCCAAUGCACCGCUCAAAAGCCGAGCUGUGCAAACAGAUGGGGCCCGGGGAUGGGUGGGGAGCGGGGUCCCCUGGCGCUGCCGGCAGCGUGAGUGGUGUCGCAGGUGUGCCGGGCUGCUUAGGGGAGCCGGCUGGAAGCGGUUCUGUUUGGGCGAUUUGCUGAUGGGGUAUGGCGUCGGCGAUAGGGAGCCGAGGGGACCGGCUAAAUUAGCUGUUGGAAGGUGUGAGUGCGCCAACCUGGUGGUUUGGGCGGACGUAAACCAGUUUUGCAGAGGACGGGGUGCGCCGGUGUAACUGCAUAUUCCUCGUGUAAUCAAGGACUUCUUGCAUCCUGCGUGCUGGUUGCCUAGUAUGUGUGGGUGCACCAUCCGGGUCGGCAGAACAGCCCCCAGGGUGAGUCGAGGCUUUGGUUAAGGAACAGGCGUGGCGGCGUGCGGCAUUGCCACCACGGAUAGGAUCACAAUUGAGGCGCUUGCGGCAGCUUAUUCUCUCGGGCUAAGAUGCCCGCAGCAGGGGGACCUGUUUAAAAGCCAGCCUAAAUGAACCCUGUAAGUUUUCACUUAAACGAAUGCUGGAUGUUGAUCGAGGGCAUCAGAUGUAGCGUUCCACACCGCUAACCGGAUACAAGAACAGCCAUCAAGUUUACCGACAAUCCCUCUCAAACUUCACCAAAUUCCCGGAUCACAGCGCAUACUCCCCAUAGCGCCUGGAUGCAGAGGCUGUCUGCCCGGUCGUUCGGAGUGUCCAGCGCAAUGCCUGUCCGGCUUAAUAAAUUACUCAUCCAGUGUUCCGCACUGUACCGCACCGUUGUACAUGUUCCGGCCUCUUGCGAUGUGCAAGCUGUACAACUCCAAUCCCCCAAAGCAAGCCGCUGAGAGCUUCGCCUCCACAACCGGGACAUUGCACCUCCUGUCCCCCGCCUAACUGCCUAUACCGAAACCAUCCUGGAUUGCCUUGCACGAUAUCAUAUAACCACUCGUGCCGUGGCAGCCACCGGAAAGCUCAGCAGGUCUCUGAUCAUCCAUCAGCUCGUUACGGAACACACUGUGUCGGACUGCUCGGACACGAAUGCAGCUCCCAAACAGCUUCACAGCGAAAUAGCCUCUUCUCGGCCAGACCAAAGCUCUGUACCAAUAUCCCACUUCAUUGUGAAGAACUAAUCGCAAAGAGCCAGGUAGUGCUACGGCAGGUCUAAUCCUCU
Messenger RNA from Volvox carteri f. nagariensis, 1537 nucleotides. RefSeq lists its product as uncharacterized. The record is from RefSeq and is a predicted model, not a curated record. Gene Ontology annotation, cellular component: mitochondrial inner membrane. Gene Ontology annotation, molecular function: proton-transporting ATP synthase activity, rotational mechanism. The coding region runs from base 92 to 316 and encodes 74 amino acids. Gene Ontology annotation, biological process: proton motive force-driven mitochondrial ATP synthesis. The transcript is spliced from 2 exons. NCBI's taxonomy places the organism in Eukaryota, Viridiplantae, Chlorophyta, Chlorophyceae, Chlamydomonadales, Volvocaceae.